This is a messenger RNA of Carassius gibelio (silver crucian carp), 5849 nucleotides long. It is a transcript of the gene npas2, whose product is annotated as neuronal PAS domain protein 2. Gene Ontology annotation, biological process: regulation of transcription by RNA polymerase II; circadian regulation of gene expression. NCBI's taxonomy places the organism in Eukaryota, Metazoa, Chordata, Actinopteri, Cypriniformes, Cyprinidae. Gene Ontology annotation, cellular component: CLOCK-BMAL transcription complex; cytoplasm; nucleus. The transcript is spliced from 23 exons. The coding region runs from base 532 to 3069 and encodes 845 amino acids. Gene Ontology annotation, molecular function: DNA-binding transcription factor activity, RNA polymerase II-specific; RNA polymerase II cis-regulatory region sequence-specific DNA binding; protein dimerization activity. The record is from RefSeq and is a predicted model, not a curated record.
AAGUGCGUUUCUGACGCGUGUUUUCUCUGGCGCGUGUGUGCGAGGCUGCGGGCGGAUAGUGCUGUCGUUGGUUUAGUAUUGAGCUCCAGUCUGACCUACUUUCGUACUUCGCUUCAGCUCUGCGCUGUUUACAGGCGCUCGUCAGCGCACGAUGUGGACCCGGUAACGAAAACACUUCGCCUAAACGCCGACUCGCGUGCGCUACCGUACCGCGUUUAUCCCGGGAUUCUUCAUUUAAUCUGCUUUAUACAUAUUUUGUCCCGUGUCCGACUUCAGAGUGGCUGUUUCGUGGGUUGUUUAUGAGCUCACUCGUGGAUUCAGCAUGAAAAGGCGCGGACAUGGGCAAAAGUGAAGUGUGGAUCGGUAACGUUACUCCUUAACGCACGGUUCUUUUGUUUCAAUCAUUACCUUCAUGGAGAGAGUUUUGCAAGUGUACAUUAGCAAGAGAAGACAAGAGUCAAGAUAAACAAUAUCUUGAUGGUGGAGGUAGAAGACACGAAUGGGACACGCUAGCCUUUCCAGACGGCCUGAAUGGGAGAAGGAGUGAGCAUGGACAACCUUUUGGAGUUUGGAGGCCUUUGUCCGUCCACCCGGAGGGAAUGGGACACAGGCAGCUGUGUGGAUGACUUAAUGGAUGAAGAUGAGAAAGACAGAGCAAAAAGGGCGUCCCGUAAUAAAUCCGAGAAGAAGAGAAGAGACCAGUUCAAUGUUCUCAUUAAAGAGCUGUGUACGAUGCUGCAGGGUCAAGGUCACCCCCGCAAGAUGGACAAAUCCACCAUCCUGCAGAGAACCAUUGACUUCCUGCAGAAACAGAAAGAGAUCACGGCGCAAACAGAAUGCUGUGAGGUCCGGCAGGACUGGAAGCCUUCUUUCCUCAGCAACGAGGAAUUCACCCAGUUAAUGCUGGAGGCAUUGGAUGGCUUCCUAAUAGCUCUUACCACAGAUGGGAACAUCAUAUAUGUAUCUGACAGUGUCUCGUCUCUCAUUGGUCAUCUACCGUCAGAUAUGGUGGACCAGAACAUUUUGAACUUCCUGCCAGAACGAGAACAUGGAGAGGUGUAUAAACUUCUGUCAUCACACAUGCUCUUGACCGAGCCCUCUGCUGUGGACCUACUCAACAGCAAUGAGACACACGUAGAGUUCUGCUGUCAUUUAGCAAGGGGAAACAUUGACCCAAAAGAACCACCCACGUACGAACAUGUCAAAUUUGUUGGAGAUUUCAAGUUUCAUAAUAACGUGCCUCUGUCCUCAUGUAAUGGUUAUGAGCUGGCGUUCCCACGCACUCUGCAGUCCUCACUAGAGGAGCAGAUCUGUCUUGUAGCCACUGUGAGACUCGUGACCCCUCAGUUCCUAAAGGAUCUGUGCAACGUGGAGGAUGUGUGUGAUGAAUUCACAUCAAGACACAGCCUGGAAUGGAAAUUUCUCUUCUUAGAUCAUAGGGCCUCUCCUAUCAUUGGGUACCUGCCGUUUGAGGUUUUAGGGACUUCGGGUUACGAUUACUACCAUGUGGAUGACCUGGAGCUGAUUGCUCAGUGUCAUAAACAAUUGAUGCAGUUUGGGAAAGGAAAAUCCUGUUACUAUCGGUUUCUGACUAAAGGGCAGCAGUGGAUCUGGCUACAGACACACUAUUACAUCACAUACCACCAGUGGAACUCCAAACCAGAGUUUAUCGUCUGUACACACAGUGUGGUCAGCUAUGCUGAAGUCCGAGCAGAAAGAAGGAGAGAGAUUGGAUUGGAGGAAAGUUCAUCUGAUAUGGCAACAUCCUCAAUCAAGGGGCAGGAGGUGUUUUUGGACAUGUGUCCUCCUUUAGAAGCUACACGGGAAAGAAUCAGCAGCGCUCGAUCAGUGUCAUCACAGAGUUCUAUAAAAUCAUCACACACAGCGCUGUCUGACUCUGCGUCGAACUCAUCAGUGAGGUACACAGAAGCAUGCACAUCUUCACGGCAGUCUGCUUCCAUUGGUCCUGAGAAGAGUUCCAGCAGAUUGCCACAUAAUGGAUCAAAGACCCUGCUUCAGAGGCAGAGCUCUUCUGAGCCCCCGUCAACCUCCCCUUCCUGCAGUCAGCAUUCCACUGUGACACAAUCUCUGUACAGAUUCCAGCAGCCUCAGUUAGGCGUCAUGCAUCAGCUGAAAGAGCAGCUAGAAGAGCGGACACGCAUCCUACAGGCCGACAUCAAAACACAGCAACAAGAGCUGCACGACAUUAAAGAGAAACUACAACUUGCUAAUCUACAGAUGUUACUCCAGCAGCCGAUACAGGGAGAGUUUGCCAGUUCUGGUCUGCAGCAGCAGGGUCCAGGCCGGCCGUCCCAACACAGCACCCAGCCCAAACCUCAACACUGUGUUUCGCAUUCAUCACACACACUACUCCGAGAACAGCCUAGUAGCUCAUCUGCUCAGGGCCAGCAGAGACUGGUUCAGACUGGACACAUGCAGGCCGUCAGUGUUCCAAUGCAGACACACACCAGUCUCACCACACCCUUCUAUAGCAACCCAAUGAUGUUCUCACCCAACCACGGACACCGAACCCAACAGGACACACAAUGCCAAAGACUCACACACACAGACUACAGCCAGGAAGGACAGCUACGGAUGCUACUAAACCAACCAAUGCAGACGCUUGUACCAGACAGCAAUGGGGGGGCCCAGUCUUCCCAAUGCAGCUCAACUAUUCAACAAACCAAAUAUCCUCUGGACCAGCAGAUGAUGGCUCCUUCCUUCCCUGUGCAGCAGGUGAACUGUAAUGCUGUGCUCGUCCCUUCCCCUGUCUUCACCUCACCAAUCAUGAUCCCCCAUAAUAGUUUCAUCACCCAUCAGGCCACGCCCACCUACACGCCUCACCUGUCGGCUGCCCCACACAGUUUACCACUACAACAACCUCAGCAGUUCUUUCAGAUGCAGCCUCAGGGUCUGAUUCAGAGUGCUCCCACUCAGGCCUUAUUCCACACCCCUAGCAUUCCACAGCAAAGCACUGUGGGAUAUGUACAGCCACAACAACAGCAGCAGCAGCAUCAUCACUCACAGUCGGGCAACCUGUCAGACUACAGAAACAUGCUCCCACGGUAGCCCCGCCACCUGGGAAAAGCCAAGAGGUUGCCAGGAAAGUGCGUUGAGCAUUUAGCUCUGAAAGGCAUGAUGGGAUGGGACUCUCUCGGCUCAGGGGAAGGCUCGUUCCCGAGCCAAACCAAAAUCGAGAAAGCCAAAGUUCCCAUGACAGCAAAUGAUGGUGAUAACGGCACAAGGCUUAAGGACUCUGCCUGGUCUUGACUGCACACAGAGGAUGCUGGGAUACGUAGGAAGAGCCAGCAGGAACACAGGGGUCAAGUCAAGCAGGCGCUUUGAUCAGUACGUUAAGGACAGGAAGCCGUGGAGGGUUUUUGGUACUGUAAUAUUACAGUAAUCUGGAUUUUUCAACACAUAAAUAAGACAAAAUCAACAAAUCAAGUAAUGCCUUGACAGAGCGUAAACUCCACUGCGUGUGUUCUGUCCUCAACUGCUUCUAAAAUACAAACUAAAAGAGAAAUCCCCCCACAGACAAGAAGAAAAAUACACCGUCAUGAACUGAUUUCAUGCAUCAUAUUUCAUGUGUGUGUGCAGAUGGUAGGAGCUGGGCAUAAUUCAGCGAAGACCCAAAUAUAUUUCAAAAACAUUUGGCUUCCUGUUAUCAUCUGCAGAGCUCGUCGGCAAUCUCCUGUAGUUAUGUUAACGCUAUUGUAAAGAAACUUGAAACCCAUUGUAUAUUUAAAAUAUUUAAGAACAAUUUCGCACUAGGGCAAACUUUCCUACCGCUGAGUUCAACUCAAUCCCUGUUACUCUUUGUUUCUCGAAUUCACUGUACUGUAUGUAGAGUUUCUCCACAUAUUCAGUUCCGGAGCAUCGUAUUUCAGUACUUUUUAUUUCAUAUUAAGGUUCUGAAUAUAGCUGGUCAAGGAGAAGCAUGUUGGCUUCCCGGAUCAAACAGUUCUUUGAGUUUUCAGAUGUCCACACAGUAAAUCUACAUUGAUUUGAUGUCAAUAUGAGCACAACAGAUGUGCUUUAAGAUUUAGUUUCAGUAUUACACAGGGAUGAAGCUCUGUCUAAUUUAUGCUUCGUAGUAGAGGGACUUUGUGAUUGUUUUAUGGUGGCGGGUGUAAGUGCCGCAGCAGUUAAACUGCAAAAAUGAAGAUGUAAAAUAAGACGGUAAUGCAGGUUUAAUGAUUGAAGACAAUCAUAAUGUCAGGGCUGCAGAAAUGGAAAUGUUCUCAUCUGCCUGUCACUUGGGCAAAGUGUUUGACAAAUACAACUCAAAUAUUAGUAAAAAAAAAAAAACUUAUUUAAUUUUUUUCCCCCCAUUACAUUUAUUUUAUUUUAUUUAUUUUUUGGGGAGAGAGUUGAUAUAUACAUGAAAGUGUCAGGCAAAGGGCAAAAAUGUUAAGAGGUUCUGGAAUGUACAGAUAUGCAAAAAGGCAAAAAUCUUGACAAUCAGAAAAGCAUUUACAUUUUUUUUCUUUGCUGGCACUUUACUCCAUCCUGUCAUGCAUGGCACAUUUAAGGGCUGGUGCUGAUUAUUAAAUUUUUUAAAUCAAAUUCUGUUCAAGACAGUCUAAGAUCAUGUUCCCUUCUGUAUGCUGUGCAAUACAAAUCGAAAAACAAGAAAGAGUGUGUAAUUUAUACUUCUCUAAAAUAAUUGUUUUUGUCUUGUAUUAGCAAGAAACGCUUAGUUUUGGUAAAAGCCAGCGUGUAUUAUGGUACAAAAAUCUCCCCAACAUUCCUUCAGUCCUGUCUAGAAAGUGUGAAACUGCCCGACUCUCUCAGGUGUGACAUCUCCACACAGGUUUCUAGCUUGUUAAUAAAUAAAUAAAAUCUGGUCUAGGUUGGUUACUAGAUGAUCAUUAGCUGCUCCAACCAUCUAAGACCAGCAACAAACCAGACGGAGGAGCUAUAAAACAUUAAUUUUAAAAUGAGUAGGACAAAUAAAUCCAAAGGUUGAGACUUAUGCCAGUUGCCACUGUGAUGGCUAUAUAGAGUGUACAUUGUCCCCGGAACAAAAUGAGCUGUUGCAACCUUCAUUUAUUGCCCAUUUGCGGUGUUUUCAUGAAAUUGUAUUUAAGACUGAAAUGUUUCUUGAGUUAAAGGUUUGAUUGUUUUGCAGGUGUGUUUGUGUUCAUUGAUUGGGUUGUAAGUAGAUGGAAACUGUACUGACUCUCUCAUCUUUGUUCUCUUUCUCUGUGAAACUAUGCUCUGGUUGUGGAAACUGCACUUUAUUCUUUUUCCUUUCUUUAUGUAUUUUGCUUUGUGUGCUCUCUCUCUCUCUCUCUCUCUCUCUCUCUGGCCUGAUUUUCUCCCCAAAAGUGUCUGUUCUGAUGAGGUUUUAGGCCUCAUGGAUUCGUGAGUGUGUGUGUUAUGUGUUACCUGAUCAGGUGACAUUGUCAAUGCAUUUAUAUUCUCCCAGGUGAGGGGGAGGAGACAGAAAAUGACACCUGGCAUAAACAGCCAUCUCUGCUGAUACUCUGCAGAAAAUACAUUUAUGAUAUUGUAAUAUAAGAUAUACAAAAAAAUGUCUAGAAAAAUAUAGUUGUUUAUUUUAUAAGAUGUCAAAUAGAUUGAACUAAAUUUAUAUGCAGCGUAUGAUUUGAAAGUAAAAACAGAGGUAUUUUGUAACAGAUUAAUUAUUGAAGUGUCUUACUUUUGGGGGGACGUAAAGCUUUCUGUUUGUCAGUUCAGCGAGUUGAUGUUGCACAGUCAAUGUAUGGCUUGUUUUUCCCCCUUUUAUUCUCCUGUGUACAUAUACCAUCACGACAAGCUUUAACAUAUUGUUAAUAUUGUUUUAAAAGAAAUUAAUAAUAAAAAAAGUUUACAUUCUGAAA